AUGACCGUCACCCCCGCAGCCAACGGCGCCGCCGCCGCCGCGCCGCUCUUCUCCCCCUACACCCUGCCCGGCGGCCUGCAGCUGCCGCACCGGAUAGUGUACGCGCCUAUCACGCGGUGCAGGGCGUUCAACCAGGUGCCGCAGCCCAACGCAGCGCUGUACUACUCGCAGCGCGCCUCCCCCGGCGGCCUGCUCAUCACAGAGGCGACCUGCAUCAGCGACCGCGCCCACGGCUACCCCUGCACCCCAGGCAUCUACACGCAGGAGCAGAUCGAUGCCUGGAAGCCAAUCGUGGACGCCGUGCACCAGAAGGAAGCCAUCUUCUUUGCGCAGCUGUGGCACGUGGGCCGCGCCUCCCACCACAUGGAGGACUACCCCGCUCCCCGCCAGCUGGACAUCGCAGAGAUCCCCGCCAUCGUGGACCAGUACCGCCAGGCGGCGCGCAAGGCGGUGGAGGCUGGCUUUGAUGGGGUGGAGGUCCACGGGGCCAACGGAUAUUUGAUUGACCAGUUCCUCAAGGACGGCAUCAACAACCGUACCGACGAGUACGGCGGCCCCAUCGAGAGCAGGUGCCGCUUUGCUCUGGAGGUGGUGUGGGCGUGCUGCGAGGAGAUUGGGUCGGAGAAGGAGCUGAACAAGAUGAGCCUGGCUUAUGUGCACGUGACUGAGCCCCGUGUGGGUGGGUCUGAGGACAGGGACGAGGGCGGCGAUUCCAUCAAGCCCUUCCGGGAGGUGUACAAGGGCACACUCAUCUCUGCUGGCGGCUUCACGGCGGCGACCGGCGGCGCCGCCGUCGAGAGCGGGCACUGCGACCUCGUCUGCUACGGCAGGCUGCUCCUGGCCAACCCCGACAUGCCGCGCCGCUUCCAGCUGGGCGCUCCGCUCAACAAGUACGACAGGAGCACCUUCUACUCCCAGGGUUCAGAGGCCGCUCCUCUCCCUGCUGUGCCCACCUCAGGUUACACCGACUACCCGUUCCUGGAGGAGUCCGAGGAUGGCAGCGCCUUCCUGGCGUCUCUGGGCAAGGCAUAG
Chlorella variabilis is the source of this 1032-nucleotide messenger RNA. RefSeq lists its product as hypothetical. The transcript has 12 exons. Gene Ontology annotation, biological process: oxylipin biosynthetic process; jasmonic acid biosynthetic process. The record is from RefSeq and is a predicted model, not a curated record. Gene Ontology annotation, molecular function: FMN binding; oxidoreductase activity. Lineage: Eukaryota; Viridiplantae; Chlorophyta; Trebouxiophyceae; Chlorellales; Chlorellaceae. The coding region runs from base 1 to 1032 and encodes 343 amino acids. Gene Ontology annotation, cellular component: peroxisome.